This is a messenger RNA of Prorocentrum cordatum, 750 nucleotides long. The record is from the annotation of a GenBank genome assembly. Lineage: Eukaryota; Dinophyceae; Prorocentrales; Prorocentraceae.
AUGUCCGAGUCGGGCAGCGACGAUCGCCGGCCUGUCGCCGAGCGGUCGGACGACGAGAGCGUCGGCGAGCGGGUGGAGGGCGACGAGUGGACGAGGGAGACGCAACCCACCACGCUGGAGGAGGACGCCAGCAAGCCCGAGGACAAGAGCAUCGAGGACAAGAAGCCAGAGGACAAGAAGGUCAAGCUCGAGGUCAAGCUGAACGAUGUGAAGGUUGAGCUGGAGGACCAGAAGGGCCCCCCAAGCUCGAGAACAAGAGGCGCAAGCUGGAGGUCAAGCUCGGCUCCGAGGAAGAGCGCAGGCGCUUCUGCGCGCCCGCAACGACGAGGCGGCGCCGCGAGGCCUCGCCGGGCGGCGGAGCCCCCGGCGGCGGCGGGCGGCACGAAGGCGGCGGCGCUCCCGGGGGGCUGCUGUGGCGGAAGCACCGGUAGCGGUGAGGUGGCCGUGGAGGCCGCGUCGAGCGGCAGUAUCGACGACGCGUGGGCCGACCGCUUGCGCAGUUGGCGGCGCUGCUCGCGAAGCCGGCACCGGUUCGCGCAAGGGCAAGGGCAAGAGCGAGGUCUUUGGCGGCCAGUGCACAGGCAUGGGCGUCUGGCGGGAUGCUUGUCUUCGUCGCGCAUUCGACCUCGCGGAGAGCAUGGGCUACAGCAUCGACAUGGACGGCCUCCGCAAGCUGAGCGAGGUCGAGCUCCGCCCGUGGAUCGACCUCCUCGGCGAGGGGGCCGCGGCAGGUGGCGGGCGAGUCGUUGA